Messenger RNA from Bursaphelenchus xylophilus (pine wood nematode), 6073 nucleotides. The record is from the annotation of a GenBank genome assembly. NCBI's taxonomy places the organism in Eukaryota, Metazoa, Nematoda, Chromadorea, Rhabditida, Aphelenchoididae.
AUGAGUAGCUCAAUAUUAGGCCAGUUGGUUCGAAGUGUUGAGCCAGAAAUGACCGAUGUUUCGCCCGCUGACAUCUCCACCUGUAUAACAUUGAAGAACGAUAAAAGAGUCGCCUUAAUUAUUGAUAAAUUUGUGGUAAGUCUUUGAUUAUUCAAAAAAUCUUGUACCUCCAACACGAAGUAUAUAAAUCUUUUUAAGGAAGGAGAUAAAGGUGGAGGUUUGUUCAAAGACUUCAAGAAAGACUCCAAGGAUGAUGAGGCAGUUGUAGUGGAGAUAGUGGAGCUGAUGAAGAAGGUUGAAGGACAGGUUUGUUUUCAGUAUUCUUUAUUAUUUUGUGUUUAGAGAGACUUGGAGUUAUGCAUCAAUGCAAUGGUCACAUACUUUUUACAUAGUACAAGGCAUCUCGUUGAGAUUGACAAUAUUGUAACCAAAGUUUUGUUCGCUUUGCACAAAAAAAGUGUUGCUCCUGUACUGUAAGUCAUUGAUCGCUGGUAGCUUUGGACAGAUUUGUUGUCUUUUUAGUGCUAUUGCAUAUGGGAUGAUUAAUUCGUUGGAUAUUGUCCGUUUUCAAGUCCCUAUCAACCCUAUCAAAAUUGAUUUUGUUCGGGACCACCUCAAAGAGAUCGAUUAUAAGGGCAUGAGGGAAAUCCUGAAGUUGGUUUUGGUCGAGAAAUUGGACCGUGGUUUGAAACAGCACGCUAAAUUGGAAGGAUGCCAAGUUGUGCAGUUGCUUCCUUUGGAGAAGUUGACAAUCGAAUUGCUGGAUCGGUAUAACAACUUUUACCCAAGUCUCUUUAUCAUUACCGAAGUCUGCAGGAUAUUCCCAACGUCUGCUGUCCAUAAAUUACCUGUAAGUGACUGUCAACCUAAUUUAGGUAUAUAUAAUAUAUACAGGGUGGGCCACUCGAAACGGGUAAGUUUUUUCUUUGAAUUUCUCCGCGGAGACACCGGCGAUUUUUCUAAAAUUUAGAUUUUUCUGGAGCUGAGACCCGCCAUUUUUUACCGGUUUUUUUUUUGAAAGUUCGUACCUUAACGGUAACGCAAACAACACUAUUUUUGCUUUCAAUUUUCCUUAAACAAGUUUAGAGAGAGCAUACGCAAUUUUUUACUUCCCGAUUUUACCAAAAAAAGCCAAAAAUUUUCCAAGUCCGAGAAAGUCAAUUGAAAAUCAUUCCAAAAAUUUUCAAAGUUUUAGCGGUUUCGGCUCGAAAAUAAUUCUUCAAAACUUUGGGAAGGCAUAGAAAGGUCAAUUCAAAGUAUAUUUUUUUCAAAUUCAACCGGUUAAAAAUGGCGGGUCUCAGCUACAGAGAAAUCUAAAUUUCGGGAAAAUCGGCGGAGUCUCCGCGGAGAAAUCCAAAGAAAAAACUUACCCGUUUCGAGUGGCCCACCCUGUACGAUAAAGAAUGCAAUAUUCGUUGUGUUUUAGAGACUUUCCGAGAAGAUCCGGAAUGUUGUCGCUUCCUUCAGAACCCUUGCAGAUGUCACAACCUUUAUUGGGAGACCGUGGGCCUAUCCGGUAACAUCCAUGUUAACUUACUCUUCAUAUGGGAAUACAUGGAGGUUCAGCGAACACGGAUAUAGAAAUUCCAAAACCCAUCUUCCGUACAACACUCUCUUUGUUGUCGCUCAAGCUUAUCCACUGUACAUGAUAAUGAAGCAACCAAGGAGUCAGAGUUGUCUGAAUGUAAGUUGUCGUUGUCACUUUUUUAUUUUUAGAAUUUGUCCAAUAAAAGUAAAGAAAAGAAGAUUGUAAUGUGCGAUGAAAUGUUGGACAUCCUUAUAAUGGAAGCUAUGUGUGCCACAGAGAAUACGAAAAGGAAAGUAAUGAGUGAUGAAGUGCAAUAUAAUUGGAGACACAUAAUGCAUCUGUGUAAUUACACCAUCUCUCAUAAAUAUGGAUCAUUCCCGGAACUUUUGAAGCUUCUCAAAGACCAUUUUAAUGCUCAUCAGUCCAACUUUAAGAAAUCCAAGGGAGAGUUGAUGUGGUUGAUUUUGCAGUGUGUUUCUCUUUCCAAACGACAAUUCCCUAAGGAUGAGAGUAAGUUUAAGACUGUGAUUGUUAAUAUUGUUUAGUUACCGAGAUCUUCAAUAUUCUCUAUGCCGAAGAUAUUGCCUGGAGCGGAUCUAGUGCCGAUGCUUUUGAUUUGGUCAGAUUCUUUGUUCCGGCUGCAAUUUGGAUGAAUAUGGCCAAAGAAAAUAACCCCCCGGCAAUUUUGACUAAUGGCAUUAAUUAUCUAAAGGAACAUGUCAGCUUGGCCCAAGACGAUGGACUCCUGGCUUGUUGUGCCAAUGCCUGUAAGUUUUAUUUUUCUCAAUAGUGUUUUUAUUUUUAGAUUGCAAUGAUGAAACUGUGUUCAAUACCGAAGUUUGCACUCAAAUUAUGAAAAAGAUAAAUUCUGUGAAAGGAGUGUAUGAACUUCCAUUUAAACAUCAAUGCCCAGCGUCUUUAGAAGGUCUUGAGACAAGUUUUCUGGAUCUUCUGACAGCUUCAGCGAGAAAUCAGCUGUUUACUUACAUGUUGUUUCAUUUCGUGAACACUUCCAAUUCUCAGCAGUAUCCAUCUCCAGCCAUAGUUGGUAUGUUCGGUACUUUAUUUAUUUUUAUUUUAAUCAAUUAUAAUUUCUAAUUUAUGGUUAAUUUCAGAAUCUCUGACUAAGAUUUUGCUGAGUUCGGACCACUUGAACAUAAAGAAUUCAAGCAGUGUUCUGUUCGCCUUCCUGACCAAAUGCACAGCUCCGGCCGAUAGAUUUUCGUUUAUCUUCUAUGACAUCAUGGCCUAUCGUUUCAAGAAUAUAACCGCUUUUCUGACCGGUCCCUUUAUGUUCAGGAUCCAAUUGUUCGGGAGAGCCCAUGAUCUUCUUCCUCCGUUAACCAGUCCAGCAUCCCUCAAACUUCCUCAGUAUGUGCUGAUGGAGCAAGUGAUUCUCAGACAGCUGAUGACGGCCCCCUGCUUUGAUAUUAUCCCCUGUAUUAUGUCGCUGAAAAAAAUUCGUAAGUCAUCACAUUAUAUGUUGAUGUAAUCGCAUUCUUGGCAGGUAUAAAUCUGUUCUUACCCAGCGAGAAGUUUGGUCAAGAGUUGAUUUUAUGUCCGGAGAUCGUAAAACUGAUCGUAACUCAGUUCAUCAUGUCCAUCAAGUUGAUUGGUAUGCAUUUGUUUUUAGUGGGAGUUAUUAAUUGUUUAGCCGAUUGCGAUGGAACUACAAACCUCCAUUACCACAUCGAUUUAAUCAAGGAGACCUUCCGAUUUCCUGAAUGCACCGCCAAAUGGUUACCGGCUUGUCUGAAAGAGGUCACAUACGAACAAGCGAUGGAUAUUGAAGAUGUAAAUGCUAUGGAUAGAGCAGCGGAUGCCGAGAUUCACCAAUUAGGCAACAUGCAGACACAGCCUCAGUGCACCCAGAACACUUUGGUGAUUUUGUUCAAGGCGGGUGCUCAAGGAAUCCAACUUCCAGUCACGAUCUUCAAGUAAGAACUUUUUAGAUCAUCAUCUGUUUUUAGAAUGGUAAAAUCGAUGACAAUAUACGAACUGACGGUGAGUCUAAAUCGACUGGUCGAUUAUGUCAUUCUCAAAUGUAAAAACGCGACAUCGGACAGUGAGAUCGAGAAGAUGAUGACCGUUCUCAAUCAGAUGAUCUUUGUGAGGCCCGGGAUUCCUGUCGAGAGAUUUCUGUUGGCCCUGAUUGUACAUCCCAACGACAACAAAUCUAUCAAGUUGGCCUUGAUCCUUCUCCACACUUUCUUGAGCAAAGGCGAGAGCAAUGAAUUGGCACAGAGAUUGGUCUAUCUGUAUAGUUAUGUCCCUUCAACCCACAGUUAUUUCACUUACAAGUCUGCAGACUUCUUUGCCAAACAAGCAGAAUAUAAUAGAGUAAGGAUUGUAACAUGUCGAGUACUCUGUAAAGCAGGAUGCGUUAUUUAAUUUGGGGUUUGUAGAAACAUUUUGAUUAUGCGGAUCCGCGAAUGGAUGGAAUAUCCGAGAACGAGAUCAACUCCGAAACACCAGUGUUAAUGUAUUACAGUAAUCUGGCAGAGAGAUUGGUCCCGUUGGUCGACUUUCUCUUCAUGCGAUGCUUCGAAGUCGGCAUGGAUGGGAUGAUUAUUGAUGGCCUGGCCAAGUUCUUGGCUCCGUUGUAUCGGUAUCACCGUAAGUUUGAUGUAUUGGAAUAAAUUCUACGUUUUCCAGCUGCUCCAAUCACCUCCUUGUAUAAGAUGGUCUUUGUUCUCGAAAAGAAUUUCAAAUCCUCGGAUAUGGUGAGCUUUGUAAAGACCGUUGGAAAGUUACUGGACGAUGAUAGGCAGUCGAAGUAUCCAUAUCUGACUGCUGAAUUCAUCCACAACAAUCAUUCAGUAAGUUUCAGUGUUAUUUUUUUAUGUUUCUUCAUAGGAAGCUCCGAUUAAGAUAUGUGAGGAGAUUGUAAACCGAGUAUCGGCCGCCUCGACUUACAUCCACGAGCCUCCAGACUUUGUCUGUCAUGAUUGGCGCCUUGCCGAGUUUCCUCCAGCUGCUCAGGCAGUCACUGCUGGAUGUCUGGAGCUGAUGAUAUCUCCUAAAAGCAGCAAGAAGAUCGUGGAGGGAUUGGUUGGUUGUAUGUUCCUUCGUCCAAUCAAUCGGCCAUAUGACAGACUCAACUCAAUUGCCUUGAUCCUAACCCAUCUUCCCAAACACUAUCAAGAGCAUUUCUACAAGAUCGUCGAGAAGUCAUUUGAGUGGCCAGAACUUCUCUCCAAGAGUCCUGAUUACAUGUUAUCCUCAUUCAACAUCGAAAUCAUGCAAUAUAGAGACGACAGGAUGAUAACAUUGCUGGCCCUUGUCCACUCAUUCAUCCAGCAUGCCUGUUGUGACAGCCUUGCCCAUUUCUGUAAUUUCAUUCAACAAAAUCUUGCACCCAAGGUCAACAACGAGACUCAACUAAUCUAUUUCCUUCGUAUCUUGGCUGUUUAUCUCAGCAAAGUGCAUGAUAGGGAAGAGACCAGCAAAAAGGAGUGGAGCAAGGCCUAUCUGCAUCUGAUUAUCACCAUCUACGAUAUGAUCCCCAGGAUAUUAAAAACAGUUUCCGAAUUAAAAUACGAGGACCUUGUGUGUGAUCUGUUAUAUCAAUUCAAAUACACAGUGACGGGAUUCAGUGUUACUAGAGAAACCGAAGAGGCAAUCAGCCGUUUCCCGAAGUCGAUGCAACAUAAAUUGAAGUUCCUCCAGACCCAAGGUGUGAUGGAUAUGAGUGAUCGUCUCAACAAAUCCAUUCCUCAUGCCAGCCUGAUCCAAGUUUUGCAUCAAUGGCAGGUGACCGUACCCUCUCUGGCUGAAUAUAACGCAAUGAAAGCUGAAGGUCGCAAUCCUUUCGGAUCUCAAUCUCGUCUUCAUCCAGGAAUGCCUCUUAAUCCACAGAUGGGCAUGCCCGCUCCUCCAUUGCCACAGCAGAUUCCAAAUCAAGGCGGCCCCGCACCGUCAAUGGGACAAGCCGGGCUUCCUCAGCAAGCUCAUAUUACACCUCAGGCGAAUCAGCCAUUCCAAAAUGGAGCUGGAUAUCAUCAACAACCACCCCAAGGUCAGAUGGGGAUGCCAGGAGUGGAGAAUCCACCUGGAUUCCCGAAUAAUCACAUGAAUCCCAACAUAAACUCUCAGCAUUUUGGACGACCGCCUAAUCUAAUCCCUGCUUCCCAUGGCCAAGUGCAUCCAGGUGGGCAAGCACAACAUGGACCGGUUCCAGGCGUAUCGGGUACGGGCGGGCAUUUCCCACCUCAAGUAAUUCCCGGAGGACAAUAUGGCCAAAUGGCGAUGAGGACGGCCCCGAAUAUGCCUCCGCCAUAUUAUUCUCAAGAAAUGGGAGGUGCUCCCUCGCACAGUAUGGAUCCUACUCAUUCAAAUCAAAACAGAGGUGGACAAUUUGUUCCGGGACAAAUUCCCGGAAAUCUAGGGCAAAUACCCGCAGGGCCCAAUCAAGGAUGGCAUCCGCAGAAUAUUAUGAUGUACCAGAACCAACCUCCUAUGACGUCGGGCAUGCCUAUGAACAUGCCCAAUCAGCAACUUCAUAGCAUGCCGCCUUUCGGUCAGGGCCCACAAAGGAUGAAUUGA